Molecule: messenger RNA, 1419 nt
Organism: Prorocentrum cordatum
Lineage: Eukaryota; Dinophyceae; Prorocentrales; Prorocentraceae
Source: the annotation of a GenBank genome assembly
AUGCUCACGGCGUCGGCGAUGUCCCACUCCCUCGCGAAGUUCUUCGACAUGAUCUUCAACAACCGCGACUCGCAGAGCUCGCGGAGCUCCCUGGGCUGCUCCCCCUCGAAGGCCGCGGAGAGGUGCUGCUCGCACGCCGCCUUCCGCGAGCACAUCCUCCUCUUCUCCUGCCCCGGCAGGCACCACAUCCUGUCCGUCUACUACGAGCCGAUCACGCUCUGGCGCCUGGCGCCCGCGCACCUGCCCUGCCGCGAGCUCGCCUCGCGGUGCCCCGCCGGCCUGGACGCCGGCCUGUACGCCAGGGAGCGCGCGCGCGCCGUGGCCCUGGUGCAGCAGGCUCAGGCGAAGAGCGGGGCGGACCACGCCCGCCUCGGCUUCCUGGUGUUGGCGCUUCGCGGCCAGAAGGUCGGGUUCGAGAGGGUCAUCAAGAUGAUCGACGAGAUGGUCACGCUGCUCAAGAAGGAGCAGACAGAUGACGCGCAGAAGAAAGAGUACUGCGGCGCGCAGUUCGAUUCCACAGACGACAAGAAGAAGUCGCUGACGCGUGAGGUGUCGGACCUGGCGACCGCCAUCGCGAGCGCGGAGGAGAGCAUCAGCGCCGCUGCGGAGGACAUCUCAGCGCUGGAGGCUGGCAUUGCGGCGCUGGACAAGAGCGUCGCAGAGGCGACGGCGUUGCGGAAGGGCGAGCACGAGGAGUACAAGGCGCUGAUGGCUGCAGACGGGGCCGCGAAGGAGUUGCUCUUGUUCGCCAAGAAUAGGCUCAACCAGUUUUACAAUCAGUUGUGCUGUCGACGUGGAGCUGACCGAACAGGCAAGGUGGGGCCGACGCGCACCAGCCGCCACAGCGCGGUCGCGGACCCCAAGCUCUACAACCCGCCGGCAAAGGUCGAGCUGUCCGCCCAGGGCGCCAUCGAGCGUGACAUGACCAGCGCGGCGGCGCUGGUUCAGAUGUCCGAGCACUCGCACCGCACCGUCGCUGCCGCACCGCCGCCGGAGACCUGGAGCGCAUACGCGAAGAAGACGGAAGAGAGCGGCGGCGUCAUUGCCAUGCUCGAUUUGCUGGUCAAAGAUCUCGACCGCGAGAUGACCGAGGCCGAGACGGAGGAGAAGGACUCGCAGGCGGACUACGACACGACAAUCGCGGACGCGAAGGACAAGCGGAUGACGGACUCCAAGGCGCUCACGUCGAAGGCCGCCGCGAAGGCCGACUUGGAGAGCGACUUGCAGGCGGCCAAGGACGACAAGGCCAGCACCGCCAAGGAGCUGAUGGUGACGGAUAAGUACCUCUCCCAACUCCAUGCCGAGUGCGACUGGCUGAUCCAGUACUACGAUGCAAGAGAGCAGGCGCGCAGUGGGGAGAUCGACGCGCUUGGCAAGGCCAAGGCCGUGCUGAGCGGCGCCGACUACUCGCUGCUAUGA